UAAAGUUAUUGGUAGGGAUGCAAUUACAACUUUCCGUCAACAUAAAUACGGAGAAUCACAACUGAGUUGCUAUCAGUUUCAAUCUACAGAUCAAAGUGCAAACAACACAGUUAAAAAAAAAUACAAAAAAACAAUCAACAACAAAAAUGGCCGUUAAGAUGAUCAUUUUCGCAACCUGCGUGGCCGCCGCACUCGCCGACUACGCUGCCCCGGCUUACCCAGCACACCACGCUUACGCCGCUGAACACUCAGCCCCGACCCCAUACAACUUCGAGUACAGCGUAAGCGACCCACACACUUACGACGUCAAGAGCCAAUCCGAACACAGUGACGGACACGGAAACGUCAAGGGAUCGUACAGCCUUUUGGAAGCCGACGGUUCCACCCGCGUCGUCGAAUACACCGCCGAUGACCACAGCGGUUUCAACGCUGAAGUCAAGAAAAUCGAAGGACACGGACACGGUUACAGCGCACCCGCUUACAAAUCCGCCCCGGCCUACAAAUCCGCACCGGCUGCAUACGCCGGACACUCAUACGCCGCCCCAGCUGCAUACGCCGGACACUCAUACGCCGCCCCAGCUGCAUACGCUGCACACUCUUACGCCGCCCCAUCUGCAUACGCUGGACACUCGUACGCUGCCCCAGCUCACUCUUACGCUGCUCCAUCCGCAUACGCCGGACACUCAUACGCCGCCCCAGCUGCAUACGCUGCACACUCUUACGCCGCCCCAGCUGCAUACGCUAGCCACUCGUACGCUGCCCCAGCUCACUCUUACGCUGCUCCAUCCGCAUACGCCGGACACUCAUACGCCGCCCCAGCUGCAUACGCUGCACACUCUUACGCCGCCCCAGCUGCAUACGCUAGCCACUCGUACGCCGCCCCAGCUGCAUACGCUGGACACUCUUACGCUGCCCCAGCUCACUCUUACGCCGCCCCAGCUCACUCUUACGCCGCCCCAGCUUACAAACCAGCUGCAUACAAGGCUUACUAAUAAUUUACUGUCAAAAAUUUUAUUUUUUUUUGACAUUGAGCUUUAAUUUCCAACUUCGGAAAUCUGCUCUUUUGUUAUACCAUCCGUACAUAAUAUUGUCUAAUUUGUUUUAUUGUUAAAAAUAUAAUAAAUUAUAUCAAUACAAUUGUAAUAA
This is a messenger RNA of Metopolophium dirhodum (rose-grain aphid), 1146 nucleotides long. RefSeq names its product cuticle protein 16.5-like. The transcript is spliced from 2 exons. NCBI's taxonomy places the organism in Eukaryota, Metazoa, Arthropoda, Insecta, Hemiptera, Aphididae. Bases 147 to 992 code for a protein of 281 amino acids. Gene Ontology annotation, cellular component: extracellular matrix. The record is from RefSeq and is a predicted model, not a curated record.